AUGCACAACAGCAGCUUUGUGAGUGAGUUCCUCCUGCUGGCCUUCGCAGACACACGGGAGCUGCAGCUCCUGCACUUUGGGCUCUUCCUGGGCAUAUACUUGGCUGCCCUCCUGAGCAACAGCCUCAUCCUCACCACCAUAGCCUGUGACCACUGCCUCCACACUCCCAUGUACUUCUUCAUCCUCAACCUUGCCCUCCUCGACCUGGGAUCCAUCUCCACCACUCUCCCCAAAGCCAUGGCCAAUGCCCUCUGGGACACUAGGGCCAUCUCCUAUCAAGGAUGUGCUGCACAGGUCUUUUUUUUUGCCUCCUUGGCUGGUACAGAGUUUUCCCUUCUCACCAUCAUGGCCUACGACCGCUACAUUGCCAUCUGCAAGCCCCUGCACUACAGGAGC
Molecule: messenger RNA, 396 nt
Organism: Oxyura jamaicensis (ruddy duck)
Lineage: Eukaryota; Metazoa; Chordata; Aves; Anseriformes; Anatidae
Product: olfactory receptor 14I1-like
Exons: 1
Biological process (GO): G protein-coupled receptor signaling pathway
Cellular component (GO): membrane
Molecular function (GO): G protein-coupled receptor activity
Source: RefSeq, a predicted model, not a curated record